ACAUCCCUCCCCCUCCCCCUGCUGGAGCCUCGCGGCCGCAGGGCCCGGGAGCCGCUGUUUGAGCAAAAAAAAGGAGGCCCCGGAGAGACUGGGUCCUGCAGCGUGAGGGUCCUGAGCGCAAAACUAAACCCCGGCUCCCCGUUGCAAAACCAGACAACGUGCAACCUCACCAUUGCAGAGGGCCAGGGCGGAUGCAUCGAGUGGAGGCCGAGGCCUGGGCCUGGGAGGCCUUGCCCAGAGUGAAGGUGGAGCAGAUCGAAAGGGAGUCACCGACUCAGACAGCCAGCCGGGAGGAGGCGAAGGAUGACAGCGCGGCGCCAGGCUCCCCACCCUCGCCUUUGCCGGGGGACGAGGGCCCCGCGUCACCCUCCGACCCGCCCUGGGCAGGUCCCGACCAGAAACCUGGGGCCCAGGAUCCAGAGGAACACCAAGACGCCGGCGACGAUGACACCCACCACUGCCCCCAGUGGCCACCGAGCUUCCCUACGGAACCGGAGCCGGAGGGCCAGCGGCAGUGCCAGGCCGGGGACCGCCUCUUCCGGUGCUCUGUCUGCCGCGGCUCCUUCCGCAGGGCAUCCGACUUCUUCGACCACCGGUGCCCGCCGGGGGAGGCCGGCCCCCGCUGCCAGUGCCCCCCAGGCAGCAGCCAGCCGUGCCCCCGGUGCCCCACCGCCCAGGAGAAGCCGUGCCAGUGCAGCGUGUGCAGCAAGGUCUUCCGCCGCCUCUCAUCCUUCCUGGUGCACCGCUGCGCCCCCCGGCCGACGGGCAAGGCCCACCGGUGCAAUGUCUGCGGUAAGGGGUUCGCCCAGUCUUCCAGGCUCGCCGAGCACCGGCGGACCCACACCGGCGAGCGGCCGUUCAGGUGUGACGUCUGUGGCAAAGUGUUCUCCCAGUCGUGCAAGCUCCUGGCCCACCAGUGCAUCCACACCGGUGAGAAGCCCUUCCGGUGCCAGGCGUGCGGCAGGUCCUACAACCGCUUGGACAACCUCCGGCGGCACCAGCGUUCGCACCUGGUGGAGCGCCCGCACGUCUGCCCAGUGUGCGGGAGGGCGUUCACCGACCCCGACCGCCUGCUGGCUCACCAGCGCACCCACUCCGCCGACAAGCCGUUCCGGUGCCCGGUGUGCGCGCGGGGUUAUGCCCGGUCGGCCAAGCUGGCCCUGCACCGGUGCCCGCGCGCGGCGUUAGCCAGCGGCGGAGGUGGGGGAGAGCGGCCGCACCGCUGCGGGGACUGCGGCAAGAGCUACAACCAGCCGGAGAACCUCAGGAGGCACCGGCGCUGCCACGGCCGGCCCCGCAAGGGGUUGCACUGCCCGCUGUGCCAGAAGUCGUUCAACCUGUUCUCCACCUUCCUGGCACACCAGGCUCUGCACACCGGCGAGAAACCCUUCCGGUGCGCCGUCUGCCACAAGGGGUUCGGCGCAUCGAGCUCCCUGCUUGCUCACCAGUCCAUCCACACUGGGCAAAAACCCUACCGGUGCCAGGCAUGCGGCAGCAGUUACAAUCGGCUCGAUAACCUCCGGCGGCAUCAGCGAUCCCACCAGAGUGGCCUCCAGCCGGCCCAGGACGGAGGGGGCAGGAGGCGGAGGAGGAGGAGGGCGACAAUCACCGUAGCGGCUAAGGCUUCCCAGGAGGAGCCGGCCACCCGACUCCAGCCUGCCUUCCAGUGCGACGUGUGCGGAGAGUCCUUUGCCGAGCCCGCGGCCCUCCAGGCGCACCGGGCGACCCACGAGGAGCCCUCCUACGGGUGCGACGUGUGCGGAGAGUCCUUUGCCGAGCCCGCGGCCCUCCGGGCGCACCGGGCGAGCCACGAGGAGCCUUCCUACGGGUGCGACGUGUGCGGAGAGUCCUUUGCCGAGCCCGCGGCCCUCCGGGCGCACCGGGCGAGCCACGAGGAGCCCUCCUACGGGUGCGACGUGUGCGGAGAGUCCUUUGCCGAGCCCGCGGCCCUCCGGGCGCACCAGGCGAGCCACGAGGAGCCCUCCUACGGGUGCGACAUGUGCGGAGAGUCCUUUGCCGAGCCAUCGGCCCUCAAGGCGCACCGCCUGGGCCACGAGGAAAGGCAGGGCGGUCACCGCUGCGAAGCCUGCGGGGAGACGUUCGCCGAGCCGGCCGAGCUGCUGGUGCACAGCUACGUGCAUACCGGGCAGCGACCUUUCGCCUGUGCCAUCUGCGGCCGCAGCUUCAGCAAGGCGGCCUCCCUGUGCGCCCACCAGGCUGUCCACACUGGCCAGAAAUCCUACCGCUGCGACGCGUGCCCCAAGAGCUAUAACCGGCUGGACAACUUGCGGCGCCACCAGAGGGUCCACCUGGGCGAGCGCCCCUUCCGCUGCACCCUGUGCGGCGAGGGCUUUAUCUCCUCAGCUCUCCUGCGCGCCCACCGAGCUGCCCAGCACCCCGGCUAUGCCCGACCCGCCUCCUCCUCCUCGCCUCAGCCACCUCCUCCUCCCGCUCCGGCGGCCGAGCGCCCCGUGUCCCCCGACCCGGUGAUCCAUGUGGCAACGCGCUUUGAGUGCAGGGUGUGCGGCGAGGGCUUCGCCGACUCACUGGGGCUGCGUGCACACCGCUCACUCCACCUCGAGCCAUCGUGCCAGUGCCCCGAGUGCGGGGAGAUCCUCGAAGACCCGCCCUCGCUCCAGGCUCACCGGGCCGCCCACCGGGGACGACCCUACCGGUGCCCCGAGUGCGACCAGGCGUUCAGCGACCCGUCCUCACUCCACGCUCACCGGUUCGUCCACGAAGACAGCUCCUACCAGUGCCCUGAGUGCGGGGAGAUCUUCAGCGACUCUUCUUCACUCCAAACGCAUCGAUCGAUCCACGAAGACACCUCCUACCAGUGUCCUGAGUGCAGGGAGAUAUUCGAUGACUCAUCCUCGCUCCAAACCCACCGCCUGACCCACAUAGACACCUCCUACCAAUGUCCCGAGUGCAGAGAGAUCUUCGAUGACUCUUCCUCGCUCCAAGCCCAUUGCCUUACCCACAUAGACACCUCCUACCAGUGUCCUGAGUGCAGAGAGAUCUUUGGUGACUCAUCCUCGCUCCAAACCCACCGCCUGACCCACAUAGACACUUCCUACCAAUGUCCUGAGUGCAGGGAGAUAUUCGAUGACUCACCCUCGCUCCAAACUCACCGCCUGACCCACAUAGACACCUCCUACCAGUGUCCUGAGUGCAGAGAGAUCUUCGAUGACUCUUCCUCGCUCCAAACUCACCGCCUGACCCAUGUUGACGUCUCCUACCAGUGUCCUGAGUGCAGGGAGAUAUUCGAU
This is a messenger RNA of Rhincodon typus (whale shark), 3269 nucleotides long. RefSeq names its product zinc finger protein 665-like. The record is from RefSeq and is a predicted model, not a curated record. NCBI's taxonomy places the organism in Eukaryota, Metazoa, Chordata, Chondrichthyes, Orectolobiformes, Rhincodontidae. The transcript is spliced from 3 exons. The annotation marks the transcript as partial.